Cyprinodon variegatus (sheepshead minnow) is the source of this 1589-nucleotide messenger RNA. It is a transcript of the gene cldnk, whose product is annotated as claudin-4-like. Gene Ontology annotation, cellular component: bicellular tight junction; plasma membrane. The transcript has 3 exons. The coding region runs from base 408 to 1055 and encodes 215 amino acids. Lineage: Eukaryota; Metazoa; Chordata; Actinopteri; Cyprinodontiformes; Cyprinodontidae. The record is from RefSeq and is a predicted model, not a curated record. Gene Ontology annotation, molecular function: structural molecule activity. Gene Ontology annotation, biological process: cell adhesion; bicellular tight junction assembly.
AAGACACACGCUGGCAUCUCUAGAGGGCAGCCCCGUCUCCAGCCCAGUCCGGUCCUGUCCAGGGUGUUGGGAGCUGGUUCCGUCUCUGUGCUGCAGUUCAACCCAUCCUCUGAGAGAGAGCCUCACAGCUCUGCUGCCUUCUUUCUGCCUGCGCUUUGCUCUCAGGGCAACUCCAGGGAUUUUCUGCCGGGGGGAGCAGCAAAAAAACUUCCUGUGGAUCAUCUUAAGUGGGAAAAGUUAUAAAACCACUAGAGGAUACCUGCUCUCUUUUUUUAAAUCCAAGCGGACUUCAUCAACGUCACGAAAACACAAACUGCUCUCUUUCUUUGUGGGGCUGGUUUGACCAUCUGGAUCAUCAACUGAUUUAAAAUUUGGACAAAUCUUUGAUUCAAACGACAGCUUUCAUCAUGGCGACCACAGGCAUGCAGCUGAUGGGUCUGAUCCUGUCCAUUGUUGGCUGGGUUGCUGGUGCAGUAGUCUGCGCCAUCCCGCUGUGGAGGGUCACUGCUUUUAUCGGCAACAACAUAGUGACAGCUCAAAUCAUCUGGGAAGGCUUGUGGAUGAACUGCAUAGUGCAGAGCACAGGUCAGAUCCAGUGUAAGGUGUAUGAUAGCUUGCUGGCUCUGCCCAGUGACAUGCAGGCUGCCCGUGGCCUCACUGUGUUCUCCAUCCUGCUCUGUGGGGUAGCCUUGGCUCUGGGGGUCCUUGGAGUCAAGUGCACCAAAUGCAUAGGUAUCAAUAGUCUCAAAGCCCGCGUCGCUCGUAUUUCUGGUGCCUUGUUUGCCAUCGCAGGAUUCCUUUACCUUGUUCCUGUCUCCUGGACUGCCCAUUCCAUCAUCAGGGAUUUCUACGACCCACACGUGGCAGCUCCACACAAGCGGGAGCUCGGCCCUGCCCUCUACAUCGGCUGGGUGGCGUCUGCUUUGCUCCUUAUUGGUGGUUCUCUGCUCUAUGCUGGGUCCAGUCCCCCUGGCAUCCCGGGCUCUCCCACCUUCAGCAGCGGGGAAAGCAGUCCUCGUAGAGCCCCCGCAACACAGGUUAAAGGUUAUGUCUAAAAGCCCUAAACUCCUGAAAUCCAGUUAUGACACUAUGACUAUGUUUCUCAGUUUACUUUUUCUUUAAAAAACAAAAACAACCUACAUUCAGCUCGAUAGAGAAAAUGUACAUUUUUUCCCCCCGAUGAUUUCAUUUUUUUUUUUUUAAAUAACUUUUUUCUGUCUGUCAUCCAAAUGCAAUAAAAGUUGUAUCCUCUAAUGAGGAAACUUGUGUGUGUACAUUUUUACAAAUAUAAAAUCUUUCAAAAAUCCUUUGCGGUGUAUGUUUUUCAUAAGCAUGAUUUACAAUAGAACUGUUUCAACUGCAAUAUUCCUUCAAGAAAAUACGUUUUCGGUGUUGCUCCAUAAACAUCAGUUUUGGAGAAGAAACAAUAGAACAAUAAGGGUGUUUGUACAUUUGCUUGAGGGUCCUUAAUGUUGAGAAUAGCGUCUGUGUGUUGUCCUAUCUUCCUUCUCCCCUUUACUGUCUUAACCACAUGGUGGCACGGACAAAAUACAUUAUUUGCAGUGCAAGAAAAAAAAGAUUAAAGUUAG